CCCACCCCGCAAAUGAAGAGAAUUCUUCCUGCAAGCUAGGUUUUUUUUUUUUCCCCUUUCCCUUUCUGCCGCCAAGUGAAACUGAUUAGUCCCCAAACCUUGGAAAUCGACUUGACUCCUGUUAUUGCUGGGAGGAUCAGGGAAGAAAUCGGGGGAAAAACAAAUCGGGGUUGGUGUAGCCCCGUCAGAAAAUGUCAUCUCAAACUAAGUUCAAGAAAGACAAAGAGAUCAUAGCUGAAUAUGAAACACAAGUCAAAGAAAUCCGGACUCAGUUGGUGGAGCAGUUUAAAUGCCUGGAGCAGCAGUCCGAGUCGAGGCUGCAGCUGCUGCAGGACCUCCAGGAGUUCUUCCGAAGGAAGGCAGAGAUCGAGCUCGAGUAUUCCCGCAGCCUGGAGAAGCUGGCCGAGCGUUUCUCCUCCAAGAUCCGCGGCUCCCGAGAACACCAGUUCAAGAAGGAUCAAUACCUCCUCUCUCCUGUGAAUUGUUGGUAUCUCGUGUUGAAUCAGACCCGGCGUGAGAGUAGGGACCACGCUACCCUCAAUGACAUCUUUAUGAACAACGUCAUCGUCCGUCUCUCCCAGAUCAGUGAGGAUGUUAUCAGGCUCUUCAAAAAGAGCAAGGAAAUUGGCCUACAGAUGCAUGAAGAGCUGUUGAAGGUGACCAAUGAGUUAUACACAGUCAUGAAAACCUAUCACAUGUAUCACGCAGAGAGCCUUAGCGCCGAGAGCAAGUUAAAAGAGGCCGAGAAGCAAGAGGAGAAGCAGUUCAACAAGUCGGGUGACCUUGGUAUGAAUCUGCUCCGGCAUGAGGACAGGCCGCAACGCAGGAGUUCCGUCAAGAAGAUGGAGAAGAUGAAGGAGAAGAGGCAGGCCAAGUACUCGGAAAAUAAACUGAAGUGCACCAAGGCCCGGAAUGACUAUUUGCUGAACCUAGCGGCCACCAAUGCAGCCAUCAGCAAAUACUACAUCCAUGAUGUCUCCGAUCUAAUCGACUGUUGUGAUCUGGGCUUUCACACCAGCCUGGCCCGAACCUUCAGGACCUACCUCUCAGCUGAAUAUAACCUGGAGACCUCUCGCCAUGAGGGGCUGGAUGUCAUAGAAAAUGCAGUGGACAACCUGGAUGCGAGGAGUGACAAGCAUACGGUCAUGGACAUGUGCAACCAGGUCUUCUGCCCUCCACUCAAGUUUGAGUUCCAGCCCCACAUGGGGGAUGAGGUGUGCCAGGUGAGUGCCCAGCAGCCGGUCCAGACAGAGCUGCUCAUGCGCUACCACCAGCUCCAGUCCCGGCUAGCCACCCUCAAGAUAGAGAAUGAAGAGGUCCGGAAAACAUUGGAUGCCACCAUGCAGACUCUUCAGGACAUGUUGACGGUGGAGGACUUUGAUGUCUCUGAUGCCUUCCAACACAGUCGAUCCACGGAAUCAAUCAAAUCCGCUGCAUCUGAGACUUACAUGAGCAAAAUCAACAUUGCCAAGAGGCGCGCCAACCAGCAGGAAACUGAAAUGUUUUAUUUUACGAAAUUUAAAGAAUAUGUGAAUGGCAGUAAUCUUAUCACCAAGCUGCAGGCUAAGCAUGACUUGCUCAAGCAGACCCUUGGAGAAGGUGAAAGAGCAGAGUGUGGCACCACAAGGCCCCCAUGUCUUCCCCCUAAACCACAGAAAAUGAGGAGACCUAGGCCUCUCUCAGUGUAUAAUCAUAAACUCUUUAACGGCCGUAUGGAAACGUUCAUUAAGGAUUCAGGGCAGGCCAUACCCCUGGUGGUGGAAAGCUGCAUCCGCUAUAUCAAUUUAUACGGUCUCCAGCAGCAAGGUAUCUUUAGAGUGCCUGGAUCGCAGGUCGAAGUCAAUGACAUUAAAAAUUCGUUUGAGAGAGGUGAAGAUCCCCUGGCGGAUGACCAAAAUGAAAGAGAUAUUAAUUCAGUGGCUGGCGUCUUAAAGCUGUAUUUCCGAGGACUGGAAAACCCACUCUUUCCCAAGGAAAGGUUUCAAGAUUUGAUAUCCACAAUCAAAAUGGAAAGUCCCGCAGAGAGAGUGCACCUGAUCCAGCAGAUUCUUGUCACCUUGCCCCGAGUGGUCAUCGUGGUCAUGAGAUACCUCUUUGCUUUUCUCAACCACCUGUCCCAGUAUAGCGAUGAGAACAUGAUGGAUCCCUACAACCUGGCCAUCUGCUUUGGGCCAACCCUCAUGCAUAUCCCAGAUGGACAGGACCCCGUGUCAUGCCAGGCUCAUGUCAAUGAAGUCAUCAAAACCAUCAUUAUCAAUCAUGAGGCCAUCUUUCCCAGCCACAGGGAACUGGAAGGGCCAGUGUAUGAGAAGUGUAUGGCUGGAGGGGAAGAAUAUUGUGACAGCCCGCAUAGCGAACCAGGGACGAUUGAUGAGGUUGACCAUGACAAUGGCACAGAGCCUCAUACCAGUGAUGAUGAAGUGGAGCAGAUCGAAGCUAUUGCCAAGUUUGACUAUGUGGGACGGUCCCCCCGAGAGCUGUCUUUUAAGAAGGGGGCCUCACUCCUCCUGUACCACCGGGCCUCCGAAGACUGGUGGGAAGGCCGGCACAAUGGAGUGGAUGGACUCAUCCCCCAUCAGUACAUCGUUGUGCAAGACAUGGACGAUGCAUUCUCGGACAGCCUGAGCCAGAAGGCUGAUAGUGAAGCCAGCAGCGGGCCCCUGUUGGAUGACAAGGCCUCUUCCAAGAACGACCUCCAGUCCCCCACAGAGCACAUCACUGACUAUGGAUUUGGGGGAGCGAUGGGCCGAGUACGGUUGAGAUCAGAUGGGGCUGCCAUCCCCCGUCGCCGGAGUGGGGGUGAUACACACAGCCCACCUCGGGGCCUGGGUCCAGGGAUAGACACCCCACCUCGAGCAGCUGCCUGCCCCAGCAGCCCCCACAAAAUUCCCCUCAACCGAGGCAGGAUCGAGAGCCCAGAGAAGCGGAGGAUGGCAACAUUCGGAAGUGCUGGCAGCAUCAACUACCCGGACAAGAAGGUCCUUUCCGAUGGGCACCCGCUGAGGUCAACCUGCGGCUCCACGCGGCACAGCAGCCUCGGAGACCACAAAUCUUUGGAGGCUGAGGCCCUGGCAGAAGACAUCGAGAAGACCAUGAGCACGGCCCUCCAUGAGCUUCGAGAGCUUGAAAGGCAAAACACAGUCAAGCAGGCUCCAGAUGUGGUCCUAGACACACUAGAGCCCAUGAAGAACCCACCUCUGGGCUCCAUUAGCUCAGAACCCGCCAGCCCCCUGCACACAAUCGUCAUCCGAGACCCAGAUGCCGCCAUGCGCCGCAGCAGCAGCUCCACCACAGAGAUGAUGACGACGUUCAAACCUGCGCUGUCUGCUCGGCUGGCAGGUGCCCAGCUCCGCCCUCCACCCAUGCGGCCCAUCCGCCCCGUCGUCCAGCACCGAUCCAGCAGCAGCAGCAGCUCAGGGAUGGGCAGCCCAGCGGUGACCCCCACCGAAAAGAUGUUCCCCAACAGCUCCUCUGAUAAGUCAGGGACCAUGUAGUGCCCGAACCCCAGGGCCUCAAAUGAAGGAAACCCGAGUUGUUGCUAUUGACGGCCACUUCUUUCCAGGGCAAACCCCAGGGUGGGGAUGUCUUUUGGUAUCCGGAGAAGAAAAGUGGUCCAAAGACAACUUAACCAGGAAAGAUGUGUGAAGCAUUGAGUUUGUGGUAUUGGUUGCCAUCCGUAUUUAUCUAUUUGCAGAAACGGAUAGACAUAGAGUGUGUGUAUAUAUGCAUAGGAUAUGUACAUACACUGAAGUAAUCUGAACAGAAGCUUUUCAUAAGAUUUCAGCAAAGUGUAAAAAGGCUUAUUCUGCUUAUUGUCACUGGAAAUUAUUCUCUCUCUAUAUAUAUAUAGAUAUGUAUGUAUGUGUCUGUGGGUGUGUAUAUAUAUACAUAUUUAUGCAUCUAUAUACAUAUACUAUAUAUGUAAACACACAUACCAAGUGUACAAAGUAUCAUGUUCCUUUUUAUGAAAAUUAGAUUUACCUCAGACCUGUGCCACUAAACAUCUCCCGUGGAGUGGUUUGGUUGGAUUUGUGGGGCUUCUCUGGGAGAUUUUUGGGGCACACAGCAACUGUGCAUGAAGCAAUAGAGCUCUGACCUUUGGAGAUUUCCCUUCCGUGUAAGUGGGCGUCUCAAGAGACUGUGGUGCGACUUCUGUAACUGUCUACUCAGAAUGGAGACAGCAGCGCCACUGGCAAACAGGCUUUCCUCAGUGACUGGGGAGCCCCUUCAUGUCAAGCCUUGAAAAACUCCUGGUAACCUACAAGAGGGAUGAGGGUCAGCCGUCUGCCAUUAAGGUAUACUAAAAAUGGACGACAAGAACCUUGCCACCCCACCCCACCCCCGACCACCAAACCGUUGUAUUUGUGUGUAGAAAAGGGGAUUAUAAGUACCUAAGCCGAAACGUAGCACAGUGUUGUGUGUGUUUAAAAAAAAAAAAAAGGAAAAAAAAAGAGAAUACAGCGGUGUUGAAUACUUCCAGACCCAACAGAGCAGUAGUAAUAAACCGAUAGGUAUAACUAUAGUGGUUUAACUUAGACUGUUUGGGAAAUCCUUAAUUUGCCUUUUUCUCUUUUUUACUAAUUAUCACCGUGUCAAAUUGGGACUAAACAGGCAAGGAGGCUUUGGUUUUCAUUGGUUUAUUUCAAGUUGCACAGUCAUUCCCGAGAGUCUAACUUGGGUUGGGGUCCUCCUCUUGCAUGAAACGCAUGAGCCAUAUUUGACCAGAUCAGACAGGAGCCAGUCUGAUGGGGUAAGAGUUUGCACUUUUUGUACUGUAUAAUACAGCUGGUGGAGUUUAUGCAAAUGAAAUUGCUUUCUGUUUCCUCCCUUUGGGGAGGAGAAAAUGCGCUGAUGGAGCAGGGAUGCAUGAUUUCUUAAUGUAUGAUGAUCGAGUCUUCUCUCUCCUGACUGGGUUCAGGACCCUCUGUGUUUCUUUAGUUCAUUUUCUUUUCUCUCCUGGUCUCUUGAAUCCAUUUCCCCAGGGAGGUGCCAAAAGCCACAGGGUAUUGGAGCACAGGUGAACCCAGUUUGAAUCUGAGCCCUCCUUCUUCGAUCUUCACUUUCCCUCCAGGAAAACCAAAUGCUCACCUUGUCUGGUUCUUCCUUCACUCCUACUUCCCUAUACCAGAUACUUCGUAUUUACUUCCAUAGCUGUGCUGAUGAGCAAGGGAAGUUCUGCUCAAACCCUUGAAAACCUUCUGCUGGUAUUAGAGGGGUAGAUGGUGGUGAAAUUUUCUUGCCAGCCUAUCAAGGAGCCAGUUGUCAUCUUGUAUCAGUAACAUCAUCUGUUGCUCGCAGGGCUCACUAGAUACAUCAGAGGGAACUUCUGCCUCUGCCCUGGCCUCCUAGGAACAUCAAUCCCUGGAAUUCUUCCAUUAGUGAUUCAUUCCUCUAGCUUAAGCAUUGUACCUGCACCCUUUGGAAAAUAUAACAGUAUCCCCUCCCUACAUGAAGCACGUCAUAUUAAGUCCUCAGGUCUCAGUGUUAAUGAAUGGGAUGUUUUCCUGUCUGAUAGCAAGAGCCAGGGUGCAUGAGGAUAUUGGGUACCUGGAGAGGGAAAGGGUUCUGAAGACUGCAGAAAGGGGAAGAGUGGAUAUGUAGGAAGGGGAGCCAAAGACAAAUUUCACAUCCAUCACAAUUUUGCCUGAGGCCAGUCUUAGUUCUGUGAAUUGGAAAUCUUAAUUAUAAAAGAGACCUAAGAUCACCUGAGUCAAUCCCCUGCUGAACCAUUAUUGCCAUUUUUGAGAUUGGGUAACAGAGUUGCAGAGAAGUGACCUUGUCUGAGGUCACACAGCUGCUAAGCAGCAGAGCCAGGGCUAAAAACCUAGGUCACUUACCUCCUAAUGCAGUGCUCUGUCCACUAUACUGUACAAUCCCUGGAAUAAGUACCCUGGUGGUCACUUUUUUAAAAACUUCCUAUAAGAGACUUGCCCAUUUAUAAAAAAAAGAUAUAUAGACUGGUACAUUUUGGUCACUUAUUUGCAAGCCUGUUGUAUCAUCUUCUAGGAACUAAAGAUUUCUUCCCUUCUGCCAAAGAGCCACAAGUCUGAAUUUAGUCCUUCUGCCAUUUUGGCUGAAUGAUCCCAUACCACCAAGACAGCCAUCUGCAAAAUGAAAAAUUCCACCUAUCAACUGGGAUGAUUUUUUUUUCCUUCUCCAAAUUUUGCCAAUGAUAUUUCCCCCUAUUGAAUUUACUGUCAUCUUGGGCUCUGGUGUAGAUAAAACCUUAGUAAUUUUCUUUUCAGCACCCCAUUUUCUUCCUAUGGAAUUAUUUCACACUUUCUCACUCAGGAAAGGCCUCCCACCUGGGUAGAGGUACCAUAGCUACAUUGCCCCCAGGGUGAACGCUGACCUGCUGGGCAGAAGCAAAUAGAAGACAAAUUCCUCGUGAUUUUUUGCUCUCACUUUUCUCUCUCAACAGCCAGGACCCAUGCAUGCCUCACAACUCGUAUCUUCCUGACCCUUGCCUGUUCUAGUCUGAUCGAUAUUGUUGUGUUUGUUGAAAUGCUAUAAAAGUAACUAUUGAAAUGUAAACUGUAUAAAAAAAGGCUAAACGUUAAUGGUAGCCAGUGCCACUGACCAAAUCUUUGCACUUAGUAGAUAGAUCAAUAUAAAAACAAAACAACCCUCCCCGCCACAAACCUAAUCUUUCACUGUACAGUGUGUGUGUGGGGGAAAUGUAAUCAUAAGUUAAUAGUCCUCAGUAUAAUCAAUUUUAAAAGGGGAAGUGGUGUUUACACACUUGUUCUUAAGCGUUGUUGAAAACUGUGAUGAUCUCAAUUAGUUCUCUGGCUUUCUGGAGUUUUUUUGUUCUGUUUGUUUCACCUUAGUUGAACUCUUGAGGCCAAAGCCUUUUUGUCUUUCUGGGGGGGCAGGUGCUCAGUCUGUUCUAAAGAUGAACCAGUGAGACACUCAUUUAAAACUGACCAAAGACAUGAUUUCUGGUCCAGUUUCCCAUGCUGUCCUGGAGAGAGGACCGUCAUUUGCCAAUCUUUCUCGGGGACUUGAGAUCAAACCCUGCUUCCCACCCUGACCCCUUCUUUUUUUUUUUUCUUUUCCUCUUUAGUAACUGUGGGUCUCUAUGAAAUUCUUGCCUUUUCUUGUUUUCAGUGCGAAUGUUUUCUCACCUUUAAGCGCCUUUAGAAAAUCCCAGAACACAAGAUUGGCAUGAAUCCUAAGCAUGGGAAGUGAAUGCUGCCUGAUUUUUUCCUUUCAUACCAUUGGGUUAAAUUCCCAAGGGAGGAGGGGACCUUUUAAUCAAGAAAUGGAGCAGUAGGAGGUGGGGAAAAAGAUGAGCCACUUUUCUGAUGUCAUGGCUUAUAAGAUGAUAAAGUAGAAAGUGUUCAAAGAAGGUCAACCAAGAUGGCGAAGGACCUUGAGUCCUUGUCAUAGGUGGAUAUGCUGAAGGAACUAGGGAAUAAACGUCCUAGAGAAGAGAAACUUGGAGU
Molecule: messenger RNA, 7448 nt
Organism: Vombatus ursinus (common wombat)
Lineage: Eukaryota; Metazoa; Chordata; Mammalia; Diprotodontia; Vombatidae
Gene: SRGAP3
Product: SLIT-ROBO Rho GTPase activating protein 3
Exons: 22
Coding region: 192-3494 (1100 amino acids)
Biological process (GO): negative regulation of cell migration; signal transduction
Cellular component (GO): cytoplasm
Molecular function (GO): protein binding
Source: RefSeq, a predicted model, not a curated record